UUCGAAACUCAACCUAUGAAAAAGAUCCAAAGCUAUGGACUCCUAACAUAAUCCACUCUUCUUUCUAAUUAUUUAUUUUUUUUUAUCAAAUUAUGUAUUCAAUUUGAUUUUUCAAUCAUCUUUUUUCCGAUUGAUUAUUUUUUCUUCCGGCUGUUAUGGCCAAGGGGAGGCGGCUAACGGCGAGUCAUAGCGAGCGGUUACUCGGCAGCUACGCUUACAGUAACGGCCAUGACACUUCCAUUUCCACCGAUUCAUCGGAGCUUGGAGAGGAAGAUGUUUGGUCCAUGGUGGAUGAUGUCGACAGAAAUGAUGACGGGCAAAUUAUGAGUAAUUCAAAUGGAGACUGGAAUUCACGCGCCGACAAUGAGAGUGAAUAUGGGAAUAUAUCUAUCAGGAGCCGCCGCAGAAUCCCGCGGGAAGAGCACCACGUGGGAGGACUGUCGUUGGCUUUUGAAGAGUCUUCUUCAGGUAAAACGGCGUCGUCGAGAAUUGUGCAGCAGUUCCGUGGGCAUGACAGCGUGGCAGCAGCUUCUCCCCGACACAUGGCCACAUCAGCACCUGUGAACGUUCCUGAUUGGAGCAAGAUUUUGCGAGUUGACUCAGUUGAGUCUUUGCAUGGCUUUGAUGAUGGGUUCGAUGACCGUGACUCGGAGAUGGUUCCCCCACACGAGUACCUGGCGCGUGAAUACGCUAGGAGUAAGAAAAUGGGCGGCGCCUCAGUGUUUGAGGGCGUAGGCAGGACGCUUAAAGGCCGUGAUCUGAGGCGCGUGAGGGACGCUGUGUGGAGCCAAACCGGGUUCGAUGGAUAAACUGCGUAAAAUCUUAUAGCCUAUUUGUAAUUUUUUUUACUUGGGCAAUGAUUCGGCCGAGUUGACUCGGUUCUUAGCGAAUGAGGCAAUUCGGUAACGAGUGAGCUCAAGCAUGAAUUCUUGCUUAGACCCGCUGGUAAUUUAGCCUCCAAAAUUAACAUUUUCCAAUUUAUUUAACAAACCAGCUCUCAUGUUCGUGAUUGAUUAUCUAUAAACUUAGUCAGUUGCGGAA
Messenger RNA from Mercurialis annua (annual mercury), 1041 nucleotides. Its product is annotated as protein S40-6-like. The record is from RefSeq and is a predicted model, not a curated record. The transcript has a single exon. Bases 156 to 809 code for a protein of 217 amino acids. Lineage: Eukaryota; Viridiplantae; Streptophyta; Magnoliopsida; Malpighiales; Euphorbiaceae.